Molecule: messenger RNA, 2185 nt
Organism: Gigantopelta aegis
Lineage: Eukaryota; Metazoa; Mollusca; Gastropoda; Neomphalida; Peltospiridae
Product: kin of IRRE-like protein 1
Exons: 11
Coding region: 72-1541 (489 amino acids)
Biological process (GO): cell-cell adhesion
Molecular function (GO): protein binding
Source: RefSeq, a predicted model, not a curated record
CUUCAAUCACGUCACUGACCUUGAACUCACAGUCUACAAAUGUUACAGUAGAUGAAUUGACUCCCGUGCAUAUGAGAUGCAAUGUUACCAGUAAUCCGGGAUCUCACAUCAAACUGUUGAACAACUCACAGAUUCUGCGUGACGUGACAAACUCUAAACAGGCUGAGUACACGUGGAACCAGGCUGGGUGUCUGGAUACAGGACCCUACACGUGUGAAGCUAGAAACAGCAUUGUACCUUCUGUCCGUCAAAGUGUGCAGCUCAGUGUUAGAUGUUCACCACGACGAGACCAUCGAGUUCCAUUCAAGGACAGAUUUGUUACAGCUGUGGGUGGUGAUGUGACACUCACAAUAUCUGUGAUUGCCAAUCCUACACCCACAUUUACCUGGUACAGACUGAGUGAUGGGACGAAAAUGAAUCUUACAUCAGAAAAUUCAACUACAGCUGAUGUAUCUGCUACUGGAAGUCUCGCACUAAAAAAUGUUCAGCAGAAAGAUUUUGGAAUCUAUCAAGUGGUCGUGUCAAAUGGAGAUAAAAAUAGAGAUUUCCUGGCAAAAUUUCCACUUAUUGAAGAAGGUCCCACAAGCGUUCCCUCUGACGUCAGUGUAUGGGGUAGCGGCCUUGCAGUCGCAGUGGCGUGGAUAGAGGAAUUCAAUGGAGGGCUACCUCAGACAUUCCUAGUACAGUAUCGGGCUGAUGGAACGACACAGUGGGAAAACCUUACUGAAGUGUUUGAGGAAAUAGGUGUCAAAAAGGUCCAUGCAUCUUUAAUAUCGAAUCUGCAGCCAACGGCGAGAUAUCUGGUCCGAGUUUUAGCUUAUAACACACACGGGUACAAAGGAUUCACACACGAGCAGGAGGUUCUAACUGGUGAAGAAAUCUCACAAAAAGACACUUCACUGGGAACAGGCAUUGGUGUUGGAAUUACAAUAAUGACGGCAAUGUUGAUAAUCGUCAGUGGAAUUGUAUACACCUAUUGGUGGAUGAGAAACGGUAAACCAGAAUUCGGGUGCACUAAAAGACAGUCCGGUAUUGUAGCACAAGAGAACCCUGUCUAUGAAGACCUUGAACAAAAUCGAGGUGACGAAUCUGUUACUGAGACCAAUGCAUCCAGUAAUUAUACCUCACUAGAAACCACAAAGGAAACAUCAUUCGACGAUCUGGAAGUUUACGAAAAUAGAUCCGAGAUCAAAGGUGACGAAUCUGUUACUGAGACCAAUGCAUCCAGUAAUUAUACCUCACUGGAAAUCAGAAAAGAAACACAAUUCGACGAUCUGGAAGUUUACGAAAAUAGAUCCGAGAUCAAAGUUGACAAAUUGGUUACUGAGACCAAUGCAUCCAGUCAUUAUACCUCACUGGAAAUCAGAAAAGAAACAUCAUUCGACGAUCUGGAAGUUUACGAAAAUAGAUCCGAGAUCAAAGGUGACGAAUCUGUUACUGAGACCAAUGCAUCCAGUAAUUAUUCCCCACUGGAAAUCAGACAAGAAAAACCAUACGACGACCUGGAAGUUUACGAAAAUAGAUCCGAGAUCAAAGAAUGAGUGAAGCAUUAAUUUACGCAGAUACAGUAUCUAUAAAGCGAUCAUCCUAUACACUUUGGUCAGCAUUUUAUGGUGUGGAAACAUCUACAAAAACUCAGCAAGAUGAAGAUAACAUUUUUAUGAAUGUUUUAGACAUCUGUUCACAGCAAUGAUUGAAAAUCGACAUGGGUGGCAAUGCCCAGUGACUUCAAUGGACUUCAUGUCGCCGCUUUCUUAGUGCAGGCAGCAGGGGUGGGGGUCAAAGGUGCCCUCUUCAGCCGCAUUAACAUACAGUCUAUGUUCUGUGGUAUAUCCUACGUUUAGUAAUAAAAUAGUGUACAUGCUUCAGUUUGACUUUCGUCUCUUAAGCUGCAUUAACAUACAGCCUAUGUUCUGUGGUAUAUCCUACGUUUAGUAAUAAAAUAGUGUACCUGCUUCAGUUUGACUUUAACAAACACUCUAUGUUCUGUGGUAUAUCCUACGUUUAGUAAUAACAUAGUGUACAUGCUUCAGUUUGACUUUCGUCUCUUCAGCCGCAUUAACAUACAGUCUAUGUGUUGUGGUAUAUCCUAUGUUUAGUAAUCAAAUAGUGUACAUGCUUCAGUUUGACUUUUGUCUCUUCAGCCGCAUUAACAUACAAUCUAUGUGUUGUGGUAUAUCCUAUG